This is a messenger RNA of Caenorhabditis remanei, 1521 nucleotides long. RefSeq lists its product as uncharacterized. The transcript has 5 exons. The coding region runs from base 1 to 1521 and encodes 506 amino acids. The record is from RefSeq and is a predicted model, not a curated record. Lineage: Eukaryota; Metazoa; Nematoda; Chromadorea; Rhabditida; Rhabditidae.
AUGUCGAAUAAAAGAAGCGAUUCACCAGAUCUGAACGAUGACUUACUGAAGUUUGUCAUUGAAAAAACGGAAAAUGUGAAGUCUCCCAUGACUUUAGAAAAGUUGAGCAUGAAAUACUUUCAAUCGAUGUUGUCGGAAAGUUAUUGGAAAAGGAGGAUUCAACGGCUUUGUUCACAAAUCCAAAAAACCAAAAACAUUAAAGUCGAUACAAAAGUAAAGAUUCUAUUUGCAUUGAGUGUACCAGUCGAUAUCGGUUUUCAAGUUGAAUUAAACAAACGAGCGAUGCUUCAACUGGACGACUAUCGAAGAAUCAUCAAAUACAAAGAGAAAGGAGGGCUUGAAUUGGAAGGAAAUCAUGAAAACACGACGGACCGAAACAACGAUAAAGCUUUAGCAAUGGGAAGUUCAUUAAGAAAAUGUUCGGCAAAAACUAAUAUUUGUGAUGAUGAUGACAGUGAUACCAGUUCAAAGACAAGUGUAGAUUCUGGACGAAAUUCGAUGAAUAGUUCUUUGAAUGUACAAAGGAAAAGAAUGUAUUUCAUGGAAUCUUCUUCAGAUUCCGAAGCGGAAAACUCGAAAAUCUCAAAGAAAUCUCGUGCUCGUCUUGAGUCAAUAUCGCUUGAAAAUUGUACAAACGAAGUGGAAAUACCUAAAAAUUUCCGGAAUCAUGAGAUGUUUAUUGAAAAUAAAAUAGCUGCUACUUGUCAGAAAAAUACCCCAUCGGAUAAUGAUUGUGAAUAUUCGGAUAACAGUGAUGAUGAAGUUGACCUCCGUUCUUAUCAAUUUGAAGACAAAAUUGACGGAGAGUAUCUAAAAAAUGAUGAAACAUCGUUGCGAAGCGGAAAAAAUAAUAGUUCGAAGUCUCCCAAUUCACAAGUUUUUCAUUCAAUAUCAUCUGAUUUAGAAGGCGAUAAAGAUGCUCUAGAAAAUGAAUCGGCUAGAAGAAAACCUUGUAAAAAGCAACAAGAAACUAAUACUGAAUACCCAAGACAAAUUCAUCUGAUGGACAGUGAAUCAACUAAGUGUCAGUCGCAACAAACAAGAAUUGAAGAAUAUAGAAUUGAAGAUGCUGACAGUGACAUUGAAUUCGUUGAAGUUGUCGAGAAAUCACUUGCCGACGAAUCUACAAGUCUCAAAGAAUUUUUACUUUCAUUUCGUGGCUCAAUUAAUUCUUUGGAAACUCCCAUCUUUAAUAGUAUUAGAAGGAGAAUUAAUGACAAGAUUGAGAUUUUGAGAAAACAGGAAAAGAAAGUUCCAAUCAAAACUAUAACUCAAUUUCUCGAUACUUUCCUUCUUAAUCUGCCACCUCGGAAACAGUCAAUAACUGAAGAGUCAACAGAUCUCAGAGAUUUUUAUCUUCUUCUGAAACCGUCAGUCUGUUUUAUUCAACACUCAUUUACUAAUCAACUGAAACUGGAAUUGAACAGACGAAUUGACAGUCUUUUUGAUCAGAACACGUUUAUUCCCACCGAGACAAUAAAGUCUGCUAUAAAGAAUUCAUUGAAAAUUCUCGACUGCUGA